GCUCCGAGCCGCCGUUGUAUUGUGGGAUCGCGGCGCCGUUCCUGAGACGCUCGGAUCCGCAGGGGAGCCCACUCGAGAGCGCCUCCUGUCGUCCGUAAGGCUGCCCUGCUAUUCCUCGGCACCCCAACUCCCCCGCCCCCCCAUCGCCUCCUCCUCCAUCCUCCAGUUCAAAAUGGCGACGGCGGCGGCAGCGGCGGCGGCGAUGGCUCCUCCGGGCUGCCCGGGUUCGUGCCCCAACUUCGCCGUAGUCUGCUCCUUUUUGGAGCGCUAUGGGCCGCUGCUAGACCUGCCUGAGUUGCCGUUCCCCGAGCUGGAGCGGGUGUUGCAGGCGCCGCCGGCGGACAUCGGCAACGGAGAAGUUCCAAAAGAAUUGGUGGAGCUCCAUUUGAAGUUGAUGAGGAAAAUUGGAAAAUCUGUUACAGCAGACAGAUGGGAAAAAUACUUGAUCAAGAUAUGCCAGGAGUUUAACAGCACCUGGGCAUGGGAGAUGGAGAAGAAGGGGUAUCUUGAAAUGAGUGUUGAAUGUAAACUAGCACUCUUAAAGUAUCUUUGCGAGUGUCAGUUUGAUGACAAUCUUAAAUUCAAGAAUAUUAUUAAUGAGGAGGAUGCUGAUACUAUGCGUCUCCAGCCAAUUGGGCGAGACAAAGAUGGCCUUAUGUACUGGUCGUUGGAUCAAGAUCAUAAUGUCAGAAUGUACAUAGAAGAACAAGAUGAUCAAGAUGGCUCUUCAUGGAAAUGCAUUGUCAGAAAUCGAAACGAGUUGGCUGAGACUCUUGCACUCCUGAAAGCACAAAUUGAUCCUGUACUAUUGAAAAACUCUAGCCAACAGGACAAUUCUUCCCGGGAAAGUCCUACCUUAGAGGAUGAGGAGACUAAAAAAGAGGAAGAAACACCUAAACAAGAGGAACAGAAGGAAAAUGAAAAAAAAGGUGAAGCGCGGCUAGUAGAUUCAGUAAAUUGUUCUACACCCAGUGUUCUAGAAGAGACUACUAUGAAAAUUGAAAAAGAAGAUCAAAAGGAACUUGUGAAACUGCCAGUCAUAGUGAAGCUAGAAAAACCAUUGCCAGAAAGUGAGGAAAAAAAGAUUAUCAAAGAAGAAAGUGAUUCUUUCAAGGAAAAUGUCAAACCCAUUAAAGUUGAAGUGAAGGAAUCCAGAGGAGAUCCCAAAGAUGUCAAAGGUAGCAUGGAGAAACUGGGAGUACAGGAGCCUGAGAGGCUAGAAUUUAGUGGCAAUAUCAGAUCUUCUCAAGAAAUUACUGAGAAAUCUACUGAAGAAACUGAGAAACUUAAAAAUGACCAACAAGCCAAGAUUCCACUAAAAAAACGAGAAAUUAAACUGAGUGAUGAUUUUGACAGUCCAGUCAAAGGACCUUUAUGUAAAUCAGUUACUCCAACAAAAGAGUUUUUAAAAGAUGAAGUAAAACAAGAAGAAGAGACUUGUAAAAGGAUCUCUACCAUCACUACCUUGAGUCAUGAAGGGAAACUAAUGGUAAAUGGAGAAGUUGGUGAUGAAAAAGUAACUCCAAAUUUGAAGACAGAACAAAUGACAAAGUUUUAUGAUACAAAGGAAGAUGUCUACAACAGCCCUUCUAAGGACAGAAGUGUCAUCAUGGAGGGAAAUGGAGCAGAGUGCUUAAAUUCUGUCAUAACAAGUUUGAAAAUAAAUGAGCUUGAGAAAGAAAUUCUUCUAGGGAAAGUUGCAGAUAGUUCAGUCUCAGUCUUAGAGACCCACAGUCAAAAAGGGCAGUUAGAGGAACCUGGUCCUCCAGAAAUGGAAACUUCUCUUGAAUCUUCUGAGAUAGUAAAGGAUUUCUCUUUAAAAACUGCUUUAUCUGUCACUGAGUCCUGUACCAUGAAAGUUGAAGAGAAGCCCCCCAAAAGUAAGAAGGAUAACAGUUCACCAGUCCUAGAAUGUCUUGAAAAGUUAGAGAAGUCCAGAAAGGCUUUUCUUGAUAAAGACACACCAAGAUUGAGUCCAAUACCUGAAGAAGUUCCAAAGAGUACUCUAGAAUCAGAAACACCAGAUCCUCCUGAAGCAGCUGAAACUUUCCCACCAACUAAAAUGACUGGCCACUGUGAGAAACUAGACUUAGAAAAAGAAGGGGUAGAGUGUCAGAGUACAAGUUCUUUUGAAGGUCAGUUCCUAGAAAAAGCAGACCCAGAAAUUCUAAAAAGGGAUUCUGAGUCCACGAAGAUAGAAAUGGAUAAUGUGGACAAUGUCCAGACCUCUGGCAUAGAGGACCCUUCUGAAACAAAGGGUUCUGUGCAAAAAAGCAAAUUUAAAUAUAAGUUGGUUCCUGAAGAAGAAACCACUGCCUCAGAAAAUACAGAAAUAACUUCUGAAAGGCAGAAAGAAGGCAUCAAAUUAACAAUUAGGAUAUCUAGUCGGAAGAAGAAGCCAGAUUGUCCUGCCCAAACUCCAGAACCAGAAAGUAAGCAAGAGAAGACAGAAAAGGAAGAAGAGAAAACAAAUGUGGGCCGUACUUUAAGGAGGUCUCCAAGAAUAUCUAGACCUACAGCAAAAGUGGCUGAAAUCAGAGAUCAGAAAGCUGAUAAAAAACGAGGGGAAGGAGAAGAUGAAGUGGAAGAAGAAUCAGCAGCCUUGCAAAAAACAGACAAAAAAGAAAAUUCAAAAAAACUGGAGAAGGAUACAAAUUCUAAAGGAAGCAAGGUAAAACCCAAAGGCAAAGUUCGGUGGACUGGUUCUCGAACACGAGGCAGGUGGAAAUAUUCCAGCAAUGAUGAAAGUGAUGGGUCUGACAGUGAAAACUCAUCUGCAGCUUCAGAAGAGGAAGAAAAAGAAAGUGAAGAAGCCAUCAUAGCAGACGAUGAUGAACCAUGCAAAAAAUGUGGCCUUCCAAAUCAUCCUGAACUAAUUCUUCUGUGUGAUUCUUGUGACAGUGGAUACCAUACCGCCUGCCUCCGCCCUCCUUUGAUGAUCAUCCCUGAUGGAGAAUGGUUCUGCCCCCCUUGCCAACAUAAACUGCUGUGUGAAAAAUUAGAGGAACGUUUGCAAGAUUUGGAUGUUGCCUUAAAGAAAAAGGAGCGUGCUGAAAGAAGGAAAGAACGCUUGGUAUAUGUGGGUAUCAGUAUUGAAAACAUCAUUCCUCCACAAGAGCCAGAUUUUUCUGAAGAUCAAGAAGAAAAGAAAAAAGAUUCAAAAAAAUCAAAAGCAAACUUGCUUGAAAGGAGGUCAACAAGAACACGGAAAUGUAUAAGUUACAGAUUUGAUGAAUUUGAUGAAGCAAUUGAUGAAGCUAUAGAAGAUGAUAUCAAAGAGGCUGAUGGAGGAGGAGUUGGCCGGGGAAAAGAUAUCUCCACCAUCACAGGUCACCGUGGAAAAGAUAUCUCUACUAUUUUAGAUGAAGAAAGAAAGGAAAAUAAACGACCCCAAAGGGCAGCUGCUGCUCGACGAAAGAAACGCCGGCGACUAAAUGAUUUGGACAGUGAUAGCAACCUGGAUGAAGAAGAGAGUGAAGAUGAAUUCAAGAUCAGUGAUGGAUCUCAAGAUGAAUUUGUUGUAUCUGACGAAAACCCAGAUGAAAGUGAAGAAGAUCCACCAUCUAAUGAUGACAGCGACACCGAUUUCUGUAGUCGUAGAUUGAGGCGACACCCUUCCCGGCCAAUGAGGCAAAGCAGGCGUUUACGAAGAAAGACCCCAAAGAAAAAGUACUCUGAUGACGAUGAAGAGGAGGAAUCUGAAGAUAAUAGUAGAGACUCUGAAAGUGACUUUAGCGAUGAUUUUAGUGAUGAUUUUGUAGAAACUCGGCGAAGGCGGUCAAGGAGGAACCAAAAAAGACAAAUUAACUAUAAAGAAGAUUCAGAAAGUGAUGGUUCCCAAAAGAGUUUAAGACGGGGCAAAGAAAUAAGGCGUGUUCACAAGCGCAGACUUUCCAGCUCAGAGAGUGAAGAGAGCUAUAUGUCCAAGAACUCUGAAGAUGAUGAGCUAGCUAAAGAAUCAAAGCGGUCAGUUCGGAAACGGGGCCGAAGCACAGAUGAGUAUUCAGAAGCAGAUGAAGAGGAGGAAGAGGAAGGCAAACCAUCCCGCAAACGACUACAUCGAAUUGAGACAGACGAGGAGAGCUGUGACAAUACUCAUGGAGAUGCAGAUCAGCGUGCCCAUGACAGUCAGCCUAGGGUCCUGCCCUCGGAACAGGAGAGCACCAAGAAGCCCUACCGGAUAGAAAGCGAUGAGGAAGAGGACUUUGAAAAUGUAGGCAAAGUGGGGAGCCCAUUGGACUAUAGUUUAGUGGACUUACCUUCCACCAAUGGACAGAGUCCUGGCAAAGCCAUUGAGAACUUGAUUGGCAAGCCAGCUGAGAAGCCUCAGACCCCCAAGGACAGCAGCACAGCCAGUGCGAGCCUAGCCCCCAAUGGGACGAGUGGUGGGCAAGAGGCAGGGGCACCAGAGGAGGAAGAAGAUGAGCUUUUGAGAGUGACUGACCUUGUUGAUUAUGUCUGUAACAGUGAACAGUUAUAAGACUUUUUUUUCCAUUUUUGUGCUAAUUUAUUCCACGGUAGCUCUCACACCAGCGGGCCAGUUAUUAAAAGCUGUUUAAUUUUUCCUAGAAAACUCCACUACAGAAUGACUUUUUAGAAGAAAAAAUUUCAUCAAACCCUGAAGUCUUUCUGUGAAGUGACCAGAUUUGAACUUUGAAGAUAAAUAAUUGCUGUAAAUUUCUUUUGAUUUUCUUUUUCCAAGUUCAUGGUCCUUGGUAAUUUCAUUCAUGGAAAAAAUCUUAUUAUAAUAACAACAAAGAUUUGUAUAUUUUUGCCUUUAUAUUUCCUGAGCUCUCCUGACUUUGUGAAAAGGGUGGAUAAGAAUGCAUUCCAAAUCUAUGAGGGCCCAAAGCAGAAUUUAGGGGUGGGAGAAAGCACUUGUGCUUUAGCUUUUUCAUAUUAAAUAUAUAUUAUAUUUAAACAUUCAUGGCAUAGAUGAUGAUUAACAGACCUUUUAAAAGUUCAACUCUGUUCUGUUGCAGUUUGAGAAAUGUAGAUAACAUCAUACAUAAAUCAUUUAGUAAUAGCCUUCAUAAAAUCAACUUGUUUACUAUUGGAGUUACCACACUUAAAGAAGAGACCGUGAAAGUACCAUCAUAAAACAAAAACAAAAAAACAAAAACAAAAUAACUUUUCCCUGUUUCUGUUAUAGCGGAGUUUCUUGUUUUAAAAAAGCAAAAUCAUCUGAAAAGCAUUUGCACAGUAAAAUGUAUAAUGAAGCUUUGACAACCAGAUUGUGCUAGCAAGAUUUUUUUUAAAAAUAGCUUUAUCUAUUGGUAAUAAGGUGGCCUCUAACUAUGUCUCAUGGAGAUUUAGUGAAAUAUGUGUGGUCUUUCCUAUGACUCAGCUGGACUAUAAACUUCUUUUUCAAUAGUGUAACUCCUGUCCUCCGGCCACUUGAUCAUUUUAAAUUUCUGAAAUGUCAUUUUGAAAGAAAUAUAUCUAUAUGUAACACAAGUGAAGAGAUGCUAAGCUGACAAUGGUAUUUUAGCACAUUUGAAGAGUAGAAAAGGAUUUUCAGGUGAAUUUUAACUGGUCUAUUCUUGCCCUUAGUAUCUACUUCAAAUUGAAGUCUACAAACAAAGCAGUUCCUUUGGGAGGUUUUUGAGUUUUGGCUUAUGUGUGUGUGUGUGUGUGUGUGUGUGUGUGUGUGUGUGCCCACCUGUGCGUGUGUUUGGAAUUCCUAUCUGCCUGGAUAUAUUAGCAGGUUUGAAUGUAGUUUUGGCCUUUGGCCUUUAGACUUAUAUUAAAAUUCAUUAAUAGUCACACAGCCAACAUAGAGUUGAUUGAGAACCGCCAUAUACCUAACAGGCAUGGUAUCCAUUUUAAACAUCUCAACACUUUGUAAAGAAAGACAAACCCUUUGUUUCAAGAAAAGGCCGUGUAUAACUAAAUAACAUAAUUGACACUAAAAUAUGAAUUUUAUCUUAUUUAGUCUCUGUUACAGCUGUAAAUUUUCAGGCAGAGCCCUAACAUUGUAUAGAAUGUAGCACUUGUGAUUAAACUUUGCUGUCACAUUCUGAAACCUUCAACCAUUACAUCUGUGAGUACUCAUGCCCUGGGUUUGGGUUUUUAUGUUCCAGUGUUGUGUCUGUUGCCGGCAAUGGACACAUCAUAUCUGCUGCUGGCCCGUGGAACUUCAGUUUUCUUUCCAAGUUAAGCACUAAUGUGCUAGUCAGUGUAUAGUAAAGCACUUCUCUUUUUUAUUACUAAAAGCUGGCAUAGACUUGCAUUACAAAUACCUCUCUAGAAACUUUGUACUUCUACUUUUCCUCCCUCAACAGGUGUUUCCCUUAAAUCUUAUCUUUUGGCCUUGAAAGUUUAUAGCUGUUCCUUUUCAGUUGUUGGGGUUUUUUUCACCUUAGUUCUAUAGUAGCUACCCAUUAAUAUUUCUGCCUUGCUUCUAGCAAUGUAUAUGUAACUGUAUAAAAAAUAAAAUAAUGAAAGCAGCCUAAAAAUAGGAUGCAACAAUAGCAUGUGGUUCCAAGUAAGUUGUGAUUUUUAUUUUGAGACAAUGUUCCACUGGAAGGGAGGGAAUAGCUUACAUUCCCAGGUAGUAAGGCAGGGCUAAAAUGGAGCCACAUUCACUUGCAAAGCCUCUUUUCUAGCUAAGUUUGUUUUAUUUAUUUGAAAGUUAGCUAACAAGUUUAAUCUUUUUAACUAUCUAAAGCAGGCAGGCAGAAAAUUCCUACUAGUGGUGCAAGGUAAGUGGUUUGAACCUAUAGAUGGCCUUUCCUGCUACCCAGUCACCUACUGUUUUAGUCCUGCAGCCAGGUAAAGCCACUAUGAUGUAGAAACUCUCCCAUGUGCCCUGUCUCUACCUCCUACCUAUUAGUUCUACUUCUCAGUUAAGCAGAUGAUCAGUAGUAUUAAUGGGUAGAUAAUCUAACAGGAUGUCUAUUGUGAAAUAAGGAAUUUCUAUAAUGAAAGCCAAAGGUAAUUUUUAUAGUAAAGACUGAGUAUUCCACUUAGCAAAUGUCCCACUGACAUAGGUUAUAAAACCACUUGUACUGCCUGAUACUUACCAAACCUGAACACGUGUGUCAACUUGAUGCUGAGUGUCUCCUUUCUAACCUUAUAUUCUGAUUAGUUAUGGUUCAUCUACCAAGAAUGUAAUCUAGGCAGCUAAUAAACAAAUUAUUACUAUGCAGACUGGUUAGAGAUUAAAUUUUGAAUAGUUGCUCUGCUUGGCUUUGGGGUUGUUUUGCUUUUGUUUUUUUGCAGUACUGAGGAUUAAACCCAGGGCCUCAUGUGUGUUCCACCACUGAGCUAAGUUCCCAGCCCUGCCUCAUGUUUAGAUUCAAUCCCUCAGAAAUAUUUACUCUACAGGUACUCUGAAGAAGUUUCUUAAAAUUUUUAGGAAAAAGUGUUUUAUAAAAAACACAAUAUAGUAACUGGAGAAAAUAAAAGAAACUAGUAAUUUUUAUAGUAUGAACCAUCUUAGAUCAUUGUUAAAGCACUAUCCAUGGAUUGGAUUCACAAUAGCUACUAUAUCAUAAGCCCUUUAAUAAUUUAAGACCCUAACUUUUUCGAAAUACAAAUUGGGCUCCCAAUAUCAAACCCUGGUCUAUGGAAAAUGUGUUAAGAGGACAUUAGUAUUCAGAAGGUUUGGUUUACAAUUUCUGCAAAGGUUUGGAAACUAGCCAAGUUUUCAGUGUAGAAACUUUGAGUUGAAAAACUAUGAAAAGGACAGAGACUGGUUUUACAACAUUUAUGCUGAUAAAAUAGUGUUUGGUGUAAAAACAAUGUCCAUUGUUGGCACAUUACUGCAAAACGAUGGCAGAUAUUUUAAAGAAAAUACAUGAUACAUUAAGGUUGGAUUUCCUUGAUACUUGUUUUCAUUUGCUCAAGGCUGCAGAUUUAGAGGAGUUUUGUUGAGAACAAAUUUGAGUUUAUUGGUAAUCCAUUAAGAAAAAGUGAUCUGCCAAAAACUUGAAUGCUAAAGUGGGGUUGAUGGAAUUUCCUUUAUCACAAGGAGUGCCUGUAUAUCUUCUAUUUGUGGUCAUAAGGGAUGUUGACCAUUCACCUCUGUGGUAAAACUAUUUUGUUCUACCAUAAAAGGGUAGAGAAUGUAAUGAAUCUACAGGUUUAAUGUUCAGAAAAAGUUGUGAACUCCAUUCUUUACGGCACAGUGGACCAGGACCUUAAUUCAAGGUGUUGUUUCACAGCUUUAGAGCAUAGUAUUCAGAUCCAGAUCUUUUUUCAGAUGGAAAGUGUGUGUAUAUAUAUAUAUGACAUACAUAUAUGUCAUAUAUACACACAGUCAAUUGGGGUAAGUAUUAGAAUAAUGUAUCUAUCAUUGACUUAUAAAGAGAAAUAAGGCAAGUAAUGGCAUUGCAACUGAUAUCAAAUUAUGAACAUCAUUUAAUUACAGAGAGUCUAGAGAACAAUAGUUUCUCUCGUUGGUUUGACAUUCACAAAAUAUAUUCCUGGUUCUCCAAGAAGCAGAGAAUGCCAAGACUGCAUAUCUGCUGUAACAUAUACCUAGUCCUCAUCUGCUUAAUAUGAUCCAUUAUUAAACUCUUUUUAAAUAAAGUCAAUUCCUAUUUUAUUUACCAUUCCCAGUGUGUACCCGUAAACCUACCUUGGAAACGGCAAACUAACUAACUGCUGAUUUUUUUUUCAUUGUUUCUAUACCAUUCUUGAAGAGGGUCUUUUGUUAUCAAUGUAUUUAAACUGGGUUGUUUUAUGUUCACUUAAUGAUUUUUUUCAAUAUUUCACUUCAACUUAAAAUUAUUUAACAUUUUUAAGUGCCAAGAAUUGCUAAGUAACUGUGUAACACAUUGAAGAUAGAGUCAUUUCCAAGUAAAUAGUCAUAAGCCAAAAUAUAGUAGGAUUAGUAUAUAACUACUUUAGAUUGUACACCCAACACUUAUUUUAUACAUACAAACCCUCUCAGAAGUUGAUUAAAAUAGGAUCCCCUAAAAGGGUGAAUUUUUUCCCCUCAUUUUGGUCCUGUAAGCUCUGGGUUUUGUUGUUGUUGUUGUUCAGUUUUUUGCUUUGCUUUUAUUUCAUAUUUAUACCACUUUGCUCUGGGAAAUACUGUAAACCCAAUUCUGGCACAGUAUAGUGGUUUCAAUUAAUGAAAAUGUUAUUUCUAUUAUAACUUUUAAGAUAAGUCUAUCCUAUACAUAAGUUAUAUGAGAGGGUACAACAAAUUAGUAGAUAAGUAGAAAUUUAUUAAACUCUAGACAUUUGGAAUGAAACAGUUUUUAAAGGAACUACAUUUGCAUUUUUUGCCAAACUGGUACAAGCUAGAGAAAGUGCUAAGGACUGAAUAACCUGCCUUCUUUUUGCCACUGGAUGAUGUAAGUUAAGAAUGGAAUUGUUAACCCUAACUUUUUAUUUUCUUGACUUUCAUCAGCUUCUAAAGGAAUCUAAUUUAAGUGUUUUGGGAUUUUGUUUGAUCUGUAUUUAUUGAGUUCUGGUCAGAGACCAGGGGCCUGCAUGUCAUGUUUAUGGACAACCAGAACAUAGUCAUUGGGGAACUUAAUGGCUCAAGACCUUCUGAAUCGUUUAACUUAUUUUGUAUGUUGCAAAAAAACAAACAAACAAAACUUUAUUUUGCUUGAGAGUCACAUUUUUUUAUAACUGUACAGCUUUUAAGGGAUGGGAGGUGGGAAAAUACCCUAAAAUAGGAUGUAGAUUUUUACAAUUGUGUUUAUGCUAGAACACCUACAGGUGCAUUAUGUAAUUAAACCUCAAAUUGUUUAAAAAAUUGUGCCAUGGUCUUUUUCAUUCUACUGCCCAUUAGCAGAGUUGAUGCAUGUCAAUACUGCUAUUAUGGACAAACCUUGAAAUUAAACUAAAACCACUGUCUCCAAAGCUUUAAGAUCAUUGCAUGAAAAUUAUACCCAUACAUACAAGUAGACACAUACAUAUACAAAAAGAUCUAGUUAAUAUUAGUGUAAAUGGACUUUCAGGAUCAGAACAGCUAUAAUAGCCCACAUUUGGCAGUUAACAGCAUAUUGUUUCCAUGCAUGAUUUUUGUGAUGCCUACUAGGGUAUUCUCAAUGUUGGUCUGGUGUUUUGUUCUCUUAUCAAAGUAGUUUCUUGAUCACUGUAUCUGAAUGAUAGCUUGCCCAAAACUGCCAUGAGGUUUUAUGUACACUUUGAAAGUGGGUAUCCUGUGCUGAGAUGGGGGCAGGGAGAUAAGGCUUGAUUUCUCUGUAAAAGAAGGAAAAACUAGAAUUGGUCAAUUUGGUUAUUCAGUAGACUUAAUUCCACAGGAAUAUUUGCUGAAUCAUGGCAGGAUGGGAAAUUUAAGAUUCAAAUUUCAAUUCCCUCCUUAUUUGAUAAAUAUUUUUGAAAUCUUGUAAACUGCUGAUUCUAGCACAGUCUUUUUACAUGGCACAUUUUACCAUGUUUUACUGAUACCUUUUAAAAAUGCCAGUACUUUUUGCCACAUAAUUUUACCAUUCUAAUUAUUCACCUUUGUAGCACAACUGCAUUCUUGUAAAGAAUUAAAAUAAUCUAAAUGUGUCCUAAUUUUUGAGCUACCUUCAUCUAUUGUCAGCUAAUGUGGGAAAUCAGUUUCUUUGCUAUCCUUAACCAUUCAGAAGACUGGGGACCAUGAAUUUCCAUGUGAAGAAUACAAAUUCCAGAUAAGAAUUUAUAAAUUGUCUAUUUUAGAAUUUCACUUUGAUUUUAAAGUAGUAAGUGGAAUUCAAGAAGUGUUUGGUCAGAAUGCCUCUUGGAUUUUCAGACAUGCUUAAAUAUGAAAUGCUUUAUUUUCCUAUGCAUAAAAAACUUAUUUCUGGAAUAGGUUCUCAGAAUAUUUUGUUUCUAGAUGAGAGCUAAAGCAGAAGCUCCAAGAUUAGCAUAAAACUAACUCUUGAGGUAAUUAGAACUGUGAUGUUAGUCAAAUAGAAGAUGGAGUGCCCUGUCACAUAAUAAUGUACUGCAUGUGUGAGGGAGGGGGGAAGAGAUCUAAAAACUGGAAAUGUGAUUCUAAUAACACGAAGUAAAUUUUGUGCAUAAAAAAUAUGGGAAUUCCUGAUAGCUUAAAAGCUUCAGAAGUUAACUGCAGUGUAUGAACACCUAGUGUGUUAGAAUUGCAGUGCAUAGUUGUUCAAAUACAAUAUUCCUUGUGACAACCAAAAUAUGUUGUGGCUGGUGCCAAUAUUUUUGUUAAUGAAAUGUUCAUGUCUCACUACAGUCUGAUCAGAACUCUUUAGUGUUAUAAGCCAGGCCUAAAGCCAUUUUAUAGCUAUUGGCCUAAUUGUGUAAUUUUUUUCUUUCAUAAUGUUUUAUUAUAAUACUUCUGUCAUUUCUUUCACUUAAUAUAUGUCAAUUAUCAUAAUAAAAAAUUUAAAUAAUUUGAUGUACUUAG
Molecule: messenger RNA, 11332 nt
Organism: Sciurus carolinensis (gray squirrel)
Lineage: Eukaryota; Metazoa; Chordata; Mammalia; Rodentia; Sciuridae
Gene: Rsf1
Product: remodeling and spacing factor 1
Biological process (GO): regulation of DNA-templated transcription
Cellular component (GO): RSF complex
Source: RefSeq, a predicted model, not a curated record